Paraphaeosphaeria sporulosa is the source of this 970-nucleotide messenger RNA. RefSeq lists its product as uncharacterized. The record is from RefSeq and is a predicted model, not a curated record. Lineage: Eukaryota; Fungi; Ascomycota; Dothideomycetes; Pleosporales; Didymosphaeriaceae. Gene Ontology annotation, cellular component: mitochondrial large ribosomal subunit. Gene Ontology annotation, biological process: translation. Gene Ontology annotation, molecular function: structural constituent of ribosome. The transcript is spliced from 2 exons. Bases 118 to 648 code for a protein of 176 amino acids.
CUCGACGCGGCUAGGGCGAGGUAGCUGGGGACUGGGGUGCGUCCGCCAUUCUCAACACCAAAAACUUAUCGCGGCGACGACAGCACGCGCCAUCUGCAUUCGCCCCGCUCCAUCGCCAUGGCCCUCGCCCGCCCGCUGCCGCCGCUGUGGCAGGCGCUGCUCCCUGGCCUCAAUGGCCCCGCCCGCCCCGUCCUGAACCUGCCGCUGCUGCAGCGCCUCGCGCAGCCCUUCCGCAUGCUGCCCACUCCCUUCGCCGCGCUCGCCAUACCGCUCUCGCUGCCAUCGAUACCGUCAUUGUCAGACAUUUGGGAUGGCCUUCUGAAGGCAGUGCCCAAGAAGAAGACAUCAUACAUGAAGAAGCGGACGCGCUUCAUGGCCGGCAAAGGCCUCAAAGACCUCACGAAUUUGAACAAAUGCUCCGCGUGCGGGAGAGUCAAACGGGCUCAUUUCCUGUGCCCCUACUGCGUGGAUGCUAUCAAGUCCAACAUCUUCGGCCAGCACUGGUGGUCGGUAAGAAUGCCCACAAGGAAGCAAGAGAAGCAGUUGAAGCGCCAGAAGCGUGAGGAGCUUAUGAGGUCCCGCAUGGUCAUGCCCGAUCCGAGGGAGGAAAAGCCCAUCGUGGAGCACACGACGUGGGCGAAGAAAUGAAAAGCGAAAUAUCGUUAAUAUUGUACAUUAGUGUACAUCAUGGCGUAUCUGGCAUACGGCGCUAUGGGUGGGAAGAACGGCAGAGCAUCUGUAACCAUAAAGAAGACAUCUGUAGGGAAGUGUAUCAUAGCCAUUUAGGCAAUCUAGCAUGCUGGUAUGCAUGUCGCAACCGAAACCCUGGAACGCCUCGAGUCCAACCCAGCAGUUCCACGAAGGCUUGCCCUGCCAUGCGAUGAAUCGCUCAAUGCAUUCGCUCACAUGCGCUUAGAGGGUAUCCUAUGUAAAUACAAGAAAUAGCUCGUUUGAAAGAAUUAGAAUUCGC